AUGGUCAUGACCUUCGUGUAUUUCCUGAGCCCGCUUCCCACCUGCAUCAACGUCCACAAGAGCAAGGACGUCCAGGAGUUCUCUUUGUUUCCGUACGCGGUUGGCGUGGUAAACUGCAGCCUCUGGGUCUACUGGGCCGUCGUCACGAUGCAGGUCUCGUCGGACAAUCUUACACCAAACCUGCUGAUCAACGGCAUCGGCUUGUUCCAGUUUGUGGCUUACGUGUCCAUCUUCAUGGUGCACGCAAAGUCUCGUGCACGCGAGUUUCUACGGCUUAUCAUCACGUUGCUCCUCUUCGAGCUCGUCUUGAUUCUUUCUUUCGAGGGAGUUGUUCCUCGGUUUGGUGAUGGAAAGUUGAAGAGCCGUGUGAGUGGGCUCGUGACGGACGUCCUCAAUAUUUUGCUUUAUGGGUCGCCGCUGAUCGUGAUGCGCAAGGUGAUCCGGACAAAAUCCGUGAAGUACAUGCCGCUGCCCAUGUCGGUCCUCACCCUGGUGAUCUGCGUUCUGUGGAGUGCCCAGGCUAUCUUCAUCAGCAACAUGACUGUCCUAGUCCCGAAUGCUGUGGGCACCCUACUCGGUGUGGCGCAGCUCAUCCUCUAUGCCCGGUACUGCCGAUCCACCAGCAGCUGCGAAAGCGAGGACCCGCGUUCCACGAUGCUCCAGUCCGCUGUCUGA
Messenger RNA from Symbiodinium sp. CCMP2592, 675 nucleotides. Lineage: Eukaryota; Dinophyceae; Suessiales; Symbiodiniaceae. The record is from the annotation of a GenBank genome assembly.